Odocoileus virginianus texanus is the source of this 503-nucleotide messenger RNA. RefSeq names its product cytochrome c oxidase subunit 6B2 (gene COX6B2). Gene Ontology annotation, cellular component: respiratory chain complex IV; mitochondrial crista; mitochondrion. The record is from RefSeq and is a predicted model, not a curated record. NCBI's taxonomy places the organism in Eukaryota, Metazoa, Chordata, Mammalia, Artiodactyla, Cervidae.
CCACCCCCGACGGAGCCACAGGCACAGCUGAGUCAGCGACCCGCCGACGGCCUGCUGAGCGCCGGACAGCGCCGCCUUCGCCGAUGCUGGGUGCUGAGUGCCCGAAGCCCUGCAAGGGGAAAUGGCCAACGCCGCCCUUCGACCCGCGCUUCCCCAACCAGAACCAGACCCGCAACUGCUACCAAAACUUCCUGGACUACCAUCGCUGCAUCAAGACCAUGAACCGCCGAGGGAAGAGCACACAGCCCUGCGAGUACUACUUCCGCGUGUACCACUCACUGUGUCCCAUCAGCUGGGUGCAGCGCUGGAAAGAGCAGAUCAAGGACGGGACUUUCGCUGGGAAAAUCUAACGGUCUGAGCGCGGCUUCUCCUCCUAAGAAUUAGCCCCAGUGACAUUCCCCACCCCGUCUUCUCGUCUCCCGGAAAAUGGGCCCCACUGCCCCAAACCUCACCCUCCUCCGCCCCGUCUUUAAGCCUCAAAUAAAGCGGUGUUACUGCUGGUA